AUGUCCUUCCCCAGUAGCUCUCCUGCGUCCAACACCUUCUUAGUGGACUCUUUGAUUGGCGCGUGCAGGACGGACAGCUUUUACUCCGGCACCAGCAACAUGUACAUGCCGUCCGGAGCAGACAUGGGAACUUACGGAAUGCAAACCUGUGGACUCCUGCCGUCUUUCGGCAAAAGAGGGGAGGUCAACCACCAAAAUGUGGGCAUGAAUGUCCACCAGUACAUACCUCAGAUAGAGAACUGGACCGAUCCGAGCAGAGCAUGCAGGAUCGAGGGGUCCAGUCAGAUGUCAAACUGUACAUUUUCACAGAGCAUAAAAGAGGAAAGUAACUGCUGCAUGUAUUCUGAUAAGAGAGUCCAAAAAGUCAGCUCUUCAGAGGUUUAUUCUCAUGUUAUUCCUGAGUCUGAUGGUCCAGAGAUCCCGGUCCCAGGUUAUUUCAGACUGAGCCAAACUUACGCGAACGGGAAGCACCAGGAAAACUACCAUCAUGCGCCGCCGAGUCCAAACCCAACACUCAUGCAGCUCAGCCGGGUCACCCCGAAACCACAACCCUCCUCUUCCUCCUCCUCGUCGUCUUCAAAUUUUGCAGAAGUGGAAAAGAAACCCGAAGAAAUCCCUCAGAACCCUGAGACCUCACGGACGCCGGUCCCAGCAGAGAGCCCGGAUCCUGCACAGUCCACCUCCGGGGAGAAGAUGUGCUCCAUGGACGCGUCUGUGUCCAGCCCUGAGCUGCUGCAGCAGGAAGGGAAAGUUAGGGCUUACAUCUUUUUUUAUUUUCUAAUGGAGGCAAAUUGUAAGACUGACCCUCCGACAAGUAACUGGCUCACAGCGAAGAGUGGCAGGAAGAAAAGGUGUCCCUACACAAAGCACCAGACCUUGGAGUUGGAGAAGGAGUUUCUCUUCAAUAUGUAUUUGACCCGAGAGCGCCGCCUAGAGAUCAGCCGGGGCGUCAACCUGACCGACAGGCAGGUCAAGAUCUGGUUUCAGAACCGCAGGAUGAAGCUGAAGAAGAUGAGCAGAGAAAACCGCAUCCGUGAACUCACCUCAAACCUCACCUUCUCGUGAGCUCGCAUGUGUCUGUGGUUAGCUGGUUUUAUUUUCAUUUAAUGUUCGGUUUGAUGCUUUGGUGGCAUUGGACGUUUAUCAUCAAUUUCAAGGAAACUGUGACUCUAUGUAUAAGCUAUUUUUUUCUGUGUGGUGUCGUGUAUUUGUGUUUUAAUUUUACCACAGGGUUUCACUUUUUGGUCUUAAAUUAUUGGAGCAGUAGAAGUGUCUCCUGCCAGUUUGCAUAGUCUGUUGUCGUCAUGAAAGCACAUUUAUUGUCUUGUGGUGCAACAUUUGUUUUACAGUGUAAGUGCAAACCAUUUGCUCCAUAGUGAAAUGUUUCUCUGGGCCUGAAACAAGUGUCGGCAAAACAAUGUCAGUGUGAGUUCAUUGCAUGUUUGUGGCAUGUAUCUUGCAAUAAAUUGUCAAAUAAUCUUCA
Molecule: messenger RNA, 1483 nt
Organism: Notolabrus celidotus (New Zealand spotty)
Lineage: Eukaryota; Metazoa; Chordata; Actinopteri; Labriformes; Labridae
Gene: hoxd10a
Product: homeobox D10a
Exons: 3
Coding region: 1-1065 (354 amino acids)
Biological process (GO): regulation of transcription by RNA polymerase II
Cellular component (GO): nucleus
Molecular function (GO): RNA polymerase II cis-regulatory region sequence-specific DNA binding; DNA-binding transcription factor activity, RNA polymerase II-specific
Source: RefSeq, a predicted model, not a curated record